Molecule: messenger RNA, 1554 nt
Organism: Penicillium pulvis
Lineage: Eukaryota; Fungi; Ascomycota; Eurotiomycetes; Eurotiales; Aspergillaceae
Product: cytochrome P450
Exons: 5
Coding region: 1-1554 (517 amino acids)
Molecular function (GO): oxidoreductase activity, acting on paired donors, with incorporation or reduction of molecular oxygen; iron ion binding; monooxygenase activity
Source: RefSeq, a predicted model, not a curated record
AUGCUUCUAGAGCCCUUGGAUAUGCAACGUCCACUGGUUGUGCUGAUUUUGGGAAUCACCACAAUCCUCCUUUACCACAUCUACCGCACAUAUUCGCAGUUGCAGCACAUUCCCGGUCCUCUACUUGCAAAAUUUACCAACUUCUAUCGCUUUUUCCUCGCACGUCAUGGCCGCCUCCACCUCCACCAAGACCGAGCUCACCAACGUUAUGGCCCCGCAGUUCGUUUCGGGCCCAACCUAGUAUGCAUUUGUGACCCGGAGGCCAUUCAAACGAUUUUCAACCUGCGCGGUGGAUUUUCAAAAAGCAAUAUGUACCGCGCUUUCCGGCCCUGGACCACUGAUGGCCUGCUGUUAUCUGUCUUCACCGCAGAGGAUGACGCGGCAAAUCGAGAAAUGAAGCAACACAUCUCUGUUUAUUACUCGCUCUCGUACGCUGUAUCUACCUUUGAGCCAAGAAUGGACCGUGCGUCGCGAAUGUUCUUCGACGAGCUUGAUCGCCGAUUUGUGCCCACCAGCGCACAAUUUGACGUGACGCAGUGGAUGAAGUUUUUAUCCUACGAUACCAUGGGCCUGAUGACAUUCUCCAGGCCAUAUGGCUACAUCCAGCAUGGAAGAGACUUACACGGCAUCAUGGACGAUGUUAAGAGGGCAAACCUGAUCAUCGGACCCAUGACACAGAUACCAUGGCUAGAUUGGCUCUUGCAUAAAAAUUGGGUAGCAAACCUUUUCAAACGCGAAGCCAUUGCUCCUCUGCUGGACUAUGUACUGGCGCGUAUCUCAGAGCGUCGGGAACAACGUCGAGAGAAUCCAAAAUCGCACCCUAAUGCAAAUGUCGACGGACCAAUUGCCGAAGGAGACUUCCUCGGGUAUUAUCUCAAUGCCCAGGAGAAGAAGGAGAAUGUGCCACUUCGAUUUGUGUCUACCUGGGCUUUUGCCAAUAUUCUUGGUGGAGCUGACUCCACGGCUUCCAUGCUUCGAUCUGUGGUCUGUUUUCUAGCAGAAAACCCUGACGCACUAAAAGCAGUACGAGCCGAGCUAACAGAUAUACAACGCACUGCCACCGGGCUCACUCUACCUUUUCCACAAUGGCAUGAGCUGCAGGACCUUCCCUUCCUAGAUGCCUGUAUUAAAGAGUCACUUCGGCUUGACGCUCCAUUUGCUAUGCCUCUUGAACGAGUAGUCCCAGCAGAGGGAGCCACAAUCUGUGGUCAUUUUUACCCUGGAGGUACCGUGGUUGGCAUGAGUCCAUAUAUCACUAACCGCUAUAAGCCAGCCUGGGGUGAUGAUGCGGAUCAGUGGCGUCCCCAUCGCUGGUUAGAAGGCGAACCGUCGCAUAUCAGAAAGCUUGAAGCCAGUCUGCUUAGUUUCGGAGCCGGGACUCGAGGCUGUUUAGGCCAGCAUGUCGCCCUUUUUGAAAUCAAAAAAUUCGUCACGGCCCUUUUCAUGAAUUACGAUAUCCAUCUUGUCGAACCUCGAGCGAAGUCCAAUCCGUAUUACUGGGUAGUAUACCCAGAGAGCGUGCAGGCGACGGUUAGAAAAUGCGAGUUCAAAUAG